Spinacia oleracea (spinach) is the source of this 5275-nucleotide messenger RNA. RefSeq lists its product as uncharacterized. Bases 3394 to 5253 code for a protein of 619 amino acids. The transcript is spliced from 2 exons. Lineage: Eukaryota; Viridiplantae; Streptophyta; Magnoliopsida; Caryophyllales; Amaranthaceae. The record is from RefSeq and is a predicted model, not a curated record. Gene Ontology annotation, molecular function: nucleic acid binding.
AUCAAGUUCAUUCAAUCAUCUACUUCACUUUAUUGCUCCGUAUUUACAAGAUGGUAUUAAUUUCAGUUAAUAUCCCUGAUAGAGAUAAAAUAAUCAUAGGAUAUUUAAUGUAUAAUAGACUUCUAUUGUAUUACUCCAUCCGUCCCGGAAUGCUCGACCCGGUUUGACCGGCACAUAGUUUGAGGGACUUGAAUUGACUUAUUUAAUUUAAUAGGUAGUAGUUGAUAGUGGGGUAUUAUUUUAAUGUAGUUAGUGGGAGGUGGGUUAAAAGGUGGGGUUGGGGGGAGAGAAGGGGUUGAAUUUUUAAUUAUUUUUUGUAUGGAGUAGGGGGUAGGUGGGUUAAUAGGGGUGGAAUGAGAAAUAAUAUAAUAUUGUUAGAAUAUUUCCAUUUUUAGAAACAGGUCAAGUAUUAAGGGACGGCCCGAUAAGAAAAAUAGGUCAAGUAUUCCGGGACGGAGGGAGUAGGUUUUCUUACGACUAAUGUUGUAAUUCCUUAUACGUUGAUCAAUGGAAAUGAAUACACUUCAAUUCAAGGAGUUUUCAUACAAUAUAACAGUCACGGUCUCCAUUUAACCCUUUAGUAAGCGCAUACUCGUAAUAGUCCUAUUAUGCAGUAUUAUACUUCUAGACACCCAUAUUAGAAUAAGGCGUAUCAUUAUAUUAAAAAAAAAAACAAAGAAAAAAAAGAAAAAUGGUAGGAGGGCACGAGAGGGGAGAUGACAAGUCACAACCAGCACGGUGAGUAGACUAGAGAGUAUUCAAGGAUGGGGGACCAUAUACAUGAGCAGUCUCACCAUUUUUGGCACUUUGCUUUUGCACACUUUACGAGGCUAGCAGAGUGAUACAUGGACCGUACCUUUCUUUCUCCUCAGGACCGGUCAAAUUUUAAUAUCUGCGAAUUAUUCAUUCGGUGUUCAUGUAGGAUCCGAUUUGAGUCGAGUUUGGGUGAAUAACAAUUCGGGUUAUUUUGGAUUUGGAUUUGGAUUGUUGGGUUUUGGUCGGGUCAAUUUUGGUUUAUUGCCGUUAGGCUAUAAUUACGGAGUAUAAAAUAAAAUUACUCUUAUCAUUGUUAAACAUAUUUUGGUUGGGUCAGUUCGGUUCGAGUCAGUUAAAAUUGGGUCGAGUAUCAUUCGGAUCAAGUGUUAUUGGGUAGUAUGGUGUACUCUGUACUGUAUUAUGGAGAAUUUUGCGACAAUAGUUCAUUUUGUUGAAUUUACUUUUAUUAAUUUUAGAAAAAAAACAGGUUAGAAUGAAUUUCAUCAAAGGAAUUUUUAUUCAUAAAAUUUUAAGCAAAAUGAGGUAAGAUAAAUUCAAUUAAUAUAAUGUUUAUUUUUUACCACCUCAAAAAAAUUAAAAAAAAUUCGUUUUAUCAUAUUUUAACAGUAAAGUUAAAGGAAUCGUUACUCCAUCCACUUCAAAGGCUAGUGCAAGUAUUAAGAGACGGAGGGAGUACCCCGGUGUUUGACUUAAUUCACCAUAUACCCAUGAGCUUUGUAAAAUUAACAUGGCGAUGAUGUCUAACGUCGUCAAGUUUUCGAUAUCUCUUACCUUUAUCCAUAAACCAAUUAUCUCCACUCCAUGGAAGUCGGUCAAGGUUGUUCCCCUUUCUUAUCUCCUCUCCGGCCUCCAUGUUGCCCCCAUCAUCACCCACCUCCCAUGCCACCCUCUUAUAUCUCCAGACUCCUACAGUCUCACUCCUACUCUCCCACUCACUUGUUUCUAGUUUGUAGCGCUCCACCAGACCACCAGUCCAACACCAUAGGAGCAUAGAAACUCCGCCAACUCCACCAGUGCGAAAAUUUCGGGUAUCUUUGUAGAUCUAUAAAAUUUCCGAUGGCGGCAUUUCCCAAAUACCUAAUAGUCUUAGAAAUAUUCUCCAAGAUUGCAUCCCAAAUCUCUUGUACACUUCAAAUGUGUCUCUAAACCUUCGAUGCCACAAUUUCAUCUCCCCAUUUCAUCGAUCAUCAUCAUCGGUCCCCAAAAACGGCCUUUUCGUUCACUAUUUUGACCUCGACUCCCCGGAAUCCCCUUACACCCCUCUCUCCCCCCUCCCUACCUUUAAUCGCAACAUGGGCAUCAUUUUAGACUGUCCAUCCCCUGAAAACGAAACACACUCACUUGUUACGUAAUUUAAUACAUAUGCUGCCUACUUCAUUUCUGAUUUCUGUAGUUGGAUCUUGGAAUAGUUUGCUUCGUCUUUCAAAAUGUAUUGCAUCUGGAUCCCCAUUGGUGGCACACUUAAUAGUUCUCAACCAAUCUACCCGAAAUUGUUGGUUUCUAUGAUUUUUUGCUUGAUUGAGAAGAUUAUUUUAACGAAGAUGAUGGUGAAGGUGGAGACAAAUGAUGAAGGAGAUUGAAGAAAAUGAGGAGAAACGAAAAAUUUGAAAAAUGAGAGAUCCAACGGAGAGUUAAUAGUAGGGUCACAUUAUGUUAAUUUUUUAAACCUCGGGGUAUAUGGUGAAUUACUAAAAAUACGAUGAUAAAUGGUGAAUAAAGUCAAACCUUAGAUGUAUUUAUUGAAAAAAUCGUAUAAAGUAACACUAAUAUGCAUCCCAAUCUUAUUCUCAACUCAUACCAAAUAAGAUAUACUAAGUAAUACUUACCAGACGCGAAUAAAGAAUACUUCAGGUUCCUAAACUUUGCCACUGUUUAAUCCCUAAACUUUCAAAAGUGUUAGUUUGGUCCCUCAAAGUGGAUGAGAAAAUAUAAUAUUGCUAAUAGUGUUAGAUUUUCUGUUAAGUAUGUUAAAUAAAAUGGAAAAAUAAAAUAAAAACACUAAAAGACAAAUUUAUAUAAGUUAGCUUUUAGUACUUAGCUUAUUUACAAAAAAGUUGUUUUGACUUAGAUUUGUCUACCAUCCCAAAAUGAACUUUUUUUUUUACAUAUGGAAAAUUUGUCAAAUACUCCCUACGUUCCUAAAUAAGUGUCACAUUUGGGCUCGGGCACGGUAAUUAAUAAAAUUGUAAAGUGUGUAAGAGUUAAUGAUUGGGAAUAUUUUUUUUUGGGAAAUGAUAAAGUAGAUAAUUGUUUAAUUGAAUAAAGUACAAAAAGUAAGUGAGAAAUGAGAGAGAAAUCAGAAAAAUGUGGACCACUGCACAUCAUCAAUCCACUUACUUAAAAAGCAAGCAAUCAAAUUGCAGGAAAAAAAACCAACAGCCAAUAAGAUUUCAUUAACAUCAAAUACACGGAUGAAACAACAAUGUGGAGACAAAUCCCUUUUAGAGGGAAAAUUUGGCACCAAAGGGGGACUUUCCCUCCAUUUUUCAUUUAUUACAUGAGGAGAGAGAAUUUCUUCAAAUCAGAACUCAAAAAACAAGAGCAAAACAGAGAAAAAACUACAAAAAAAAAAAAACAGAGAAGCUUCCUUGCUUUGGCUUCUUUUGCUCAGACCGUAUGGAAACAAAUGAUGAAGAUCAAUGGGAAGAGGCUGCUUGUAACAUCAAUGAUCAUUGGGUGCCUGAAUCAGAUGAAGAAGGGGACAUCAUUGAUGAACAGGUCCAAUAUUUUGAUUUGAAUGAUCUGGCAGAAGAUACGAGGGAACACAUAGUUUUUUCGUUUGACCUCAAUGAACCAGCAUCCAAUGAACCCACUGAAUAUUUCCAACAGCAAAGUUACGGGCCACAGGGUCAUCAGCGUAAAAAAAAGCCAAGGCUCAGCUGGGACACAAGGUUGCAAAUCCUAAUGUGGCUUUUGAACAAUCACAUCAAAGGGGAAAAGGGUAAACCCUAUUUUGGGGCCAUGGCACACGUUGCUCGAAUCUACAAUUGUCAUCCAAGAACAGUUUCAAGAAUAUGGAAGACAGCAAGGGCACAAAAAGAAGCAUUCCAGAGAUACAAUAUGGCAACCAAGGCAAAAAAUGCAGGUAGGAAAAGAAUUCAAGUUGAACAAGACAGCAUCACAGAAUUAAGCAUGGGGGAUAGAACAUGCAUAAGGGAUUUGGCUGAAAUGUUAAAUAUUGGACCCACGACACUUUGGAGAAUGAUCAAACGAGGUGAUGUUAGACCACACACAAACCCUCUACAUCCCGGUUUGCAAGACCCUAAUAUGCUACAAAGGGUCAAGUGGGUUCUAGAUUUACUAGAAGGGGAUAGUCCACAAACAAAGAGGCAAUAUCUACCAAUGUUUGACUUUGUACACAUUGAUGAGAAGUGGUUCUACUUGACCAAAAAGCAACAAAGGGUGUACUUAGGGAAAAAUGAACGGGGCAAGUACAGAUCAGACAAGUCAAGCAAAUUCAUACCAAAAGUGAUGUUCACAGCAGCAGUGGCAAGACCAAGGUUCAAUGAAAACGAUGAAUGCACAUUUGAUGGGAAAUUGGGCAUAUUUCCAUUCACGUAUCAAGAAGCAGCAAAGAGGACAUCAAAGAAUAGAGAAAAGGGGACAAUGAAAACCAAAGUGGUUGAAUCAGUCAAAAAAGAAGAGACAAGGAACAUGCUCAUCAAUCAAAUCGUUCCAGCAAUCAUGCAAAAAUGGCCACCAAGUGAAGGGCCAAAAACAAUAUUCAUACAACAAGACAAUGCAAAAACGCACAUUACUCAUUCUGAUCCACAAUGGCAACAAGCACAUCAACAAGGAGACUUCACAUUCAUUCUUGUUCAACAACCACCAAACAACCCCGACUUAAACAUUCUAGACUUGGGUCUUUUCAGGAGUAUUCAAUCUUUGAUGCACAAAAAAAUGCCUAAGGAUGUUGAUGCUAUGAUUGGUGCAGUGAAUCAAGCAUACUAUGAAUUAGAAGCAAGAACACUUGGGAAUGUGUGGUUAUCAUAUCAAUAUGUCAUGAAUGAGAUGUUAAAGGCAAAGGGUUCCAAUGAUUACGAUUUACCACAUGUGAAAAAGGCAAGACUUUUUAGUCAGGGAAUACUUCCUAUUCAAGUCAUUGUACCAAUGUGGGCAGUACAUGAAGGUUGGGAGUUAUUAUAUGGUACAGAAAAUGAGGCAGCAAGGCAACCAAGGGCUAAUACACAAACAGAAGCAGCAAGGGCUAAUGCACAAGUCAGGCCACAAAUUCCAAAUGCACAAACACAGGCAGCAAGGGCUAAUGCACAAGUCAGGCCACAAAUUCCAAAUGCACAAACACAGGCAGCAAGGGCUAAUGCACAACAAAACAGAGCAAGGCAACCAAUAAAAGACAUACCAGAAAGCUCUAAUGCACAACAAAACAGAACAAGGCAAGCAAUGGAAGAAUGGGAAGAAUGGGAAGAUAUACAAGACCCAACCAGACCAUCUAGGGGACUUAGGAUUUUGGGCUGAUACGAGGGUACAACACUUGUUU